UUUUACACUCCAUGUUUCCUAAAAUGAUUUUCAACCAAGAUGCUCUCACUUGGUGAAGUAGCAAAACCAGCAAGGGCAUUAGCGAAAAGGGGACCUAAUUGUUGUAGCUCUGAUGUGAAAAUCACUACUGUCAUAAGUGUUGUUGAAAAGGAAGUCAGGAAGGUAUGGUUCAGAUUCUAAAAAACACUCUGCUGAGAAAAUAUAAUAAAUAAACAAGAGUGGUAGUCAUGGUUAAAUGGUUUCUGUGUCAAAGUCAGCGAUGAAUUCAACCAAAGAUGAACAUUCAGAUGAGACUCCUAUUAGAAAUUGGAAGAGAAAACAGUCAAACACCUUCAACGAAAAGAAAAUGAGUUUAAUACAAAGAAAUAUAGUGAAAAUCUUGUUGGAUUAUGGGUUGAAGUUUAGUAGGCCAUGGAUAAAAUGUGGAAGAUGGGAAUGAACUUGAUAUGCUAAGAAAAAAGAAUGGUGUAUUGGACAAUGAAGUUUUGGAGUUGAAAGAAAAAAGUGUGGAAGAUGGCAAUGCACUUGAUGUGCUAAAAACAAAGAACUGUGAGCUAGAUUCUAAUGUUUUGGAGUUGCAGAAGUUGAUUGAAAAGUUGGUGGAAGAUAGGAAUACACUUGAAAUACACUUGACGUGCUAAAAACAAAGAACUGUGAGUUGGAAUCUAAAGUUUUGGAGUUGACAAAGUUGAAGGAAAAGUGGCUAGAUGAUAGUAAUGGUUUUGAUGACCUUCGAAACAAGGUAUUGGAGGAUAAAAUGGUGGAAGAUGGAAAGGUAGUUGAAGAGUUGGAGGAGUUGAAGGAAAAAAGGGUGGAAGAUGGAAAUGCACUUGAUGUGGUAAGGAGAAAGAAUGCUAAGUUAGAGCAUGAAGUUUUGGAGCUGAAGGGAAAAAGAGUGGAUGAUGAGAAUGCAAUUGAUGUGGUAAAGAGAAAGAACAGUGAGUUGGAAUCUGAAGUUGUGGAGUUGAGGAAGUUGAAAGAAAAGUGGGAGGAAGAUAGGAAUGAAUUAAAUGUUAUAGUUUUGAAGUUGGAGAAGUUUGAAGCAAGCAUGGUUAGAUAAUAGAAAUGCUUUUGACCAGCUUCAAAUCUAGGUUGGUAAAUUGGAGGAAACAGUGACUGAGAAAUUGGAAACUAUAAGUGAUUUGGAGAACAAAAAUAGAAAAUUGGCGGAUGAAAAGCGCAAAGUUGAGACCUCACUUGAGUUUUUGAACACGAAGUUCAAAGUAUUGCAUGAAAGUGUUGCACGGUUGGAGGAUGAUUCCAAACUUUUGGUGAACUUAGCUGCCUCUGGUCGAGGAAACAAUGACGGGGAGCCUCCUGCUGCUGAACCUAUGGUCACUGAUUUUGAAGAUGAAGACGAAGAGGCUUCAUCAGAGUCUGAAGUUAAAGGUUCAUCACCAGUUGGUGGAAGAUUGAAAUUGAAAAAGGAUAUGGAGGUCAUAAACCUUGACAACGAUCAGUGCAUAUCUCGAGGAGUACAUGAAAAGAAGUCUUUUUCUGGAAUUGCCGUGAAGAAUGAGCUUCCAAAUUCAAGUUCAUCAAUUGCAGUUCAACAAAAACCAAGUUUGCAAAUGUUGUUGACACAGUCAAAAGAAAAUAUUCUUUCACCGACAGUGAAACCUCCACUUCUACGUCCUCCGAUGAUUUAUUGUAUCUCGAUAUUCUUACUAUAAAGUCUGUUGUAUCACAAGAAAAAAAUAAAAAAAUGUAGUCCGGCAUUCCAAGAUUGAAUUAUUAGCCAAUGUAAAACAUGCUGCGACAUUAUAUAUAGUAUAUCCCAGUUAGCCAUGACCUUUUGUUAGGUUUUAUUGAGAAAUUAACUCACCCUUAUGUCAGUUCU
This is a messenger RNA of Medicago truncatula (barrel medic), 1840 nucleotides long. RefSeq lists its product as uncharacterized. The record is from RefSeq and is a predicted model, not a curated record. NCBI's taxonomy places the organism in Eukaryota, Viridiplantae, Streptophyta, Magnoliopsida, Fabales, Fabaceae. The transcript is spliced from 2 exons. The coding region runs from base 1332 to 1673 and encodes 113 amino acids.